Morchella sextelata is the source of this 1550-nucleotide messenger RNA. RefSeq lists its product as uncharacterized. Lineage: Eukaryota; Fungi; Ascomycota; Pezizomycetes; Pezizales; Morchellaceae. The transcript has a single exon. The annotation marks the transcript as partial. The record is from RefSeq and is a predicted model, not a curated record.
CAAUCGACGCCCUCUUAAGAACCCUAACACCAAUACAACAAAACGUACUUCUGAAAAACAGCACCGGAGUCGCCCGGCGGGACAGACCAGCGAUCCUGACCAACGACAUCCAGGGAGCAUUUAACUGUGUAGACCACCUACUCCUCGCAGAAAUUAUGCACCAGCAAAAAUUCCCCACCUAUCUAACAGAAUGGUGCAAGGAAUUUAAUACCGGCAGAAAACUACAGUUCCAAUUCAACCACGAACUAGAAGAACCACAGCCAUAUGAAUCUGGAGUCCCGCAAGGUAGCCCCAUGUCCCCGGUACUAUUUAUGAUUUACCCCGGAGUAAUCCUGGACCCAACAAGCAGUCCGAAAGAGAUGGACACAACAUACAUCGAUGAUGAUGCGCUGGUGCAAAUAUCCAAAACACCAGGGUUCAUAAUCAAGAGAAUGGAGGAACGAAUGAGAGAGAGACUAAUAAAAGCCGACCCACUCCAAAUCAAAUACGACCCGGAUAAAUCGGACCUGAUCUUCUUCCGGCCCACAACAUCAUCCAUACAACAACCACGACUUCCAGUCAAAAUCAACAACACCGCCAUAUACCCCAAAGAGAGGCUGAAAUACGUAGGAGUCUGGGUAGAUCCGACCCUCUCCUUCCGGCCCCAUAUCGAAGCAGCAAUCGCAAAAGGCCUGAAAGCCCUACACCAAAUCCGAAACACUGCCCGCCUGCCAGGAAUAACAGUUAAGACAGUCCAUCACCUAGUAACGCAAGGCUUCCUUCCAAGCCUGCUCUAUGGGUCCGAGGCUUGGUGGACUGGUGCAGACCAUAUCAUAAGAUCCCUUGAACCACUAUAUAAUGAAGCUGCCCGGGUCAUCACAGGCCUACCACGAUGGACCAAGAGAGCUAAACUCCUCCGAGAAGCAGGCCUACCCCCCCUAGAACACCUUCUGACAUAUCGUUCAAGAAAGUACGGAACCAGAAUACUCUGUACCGAGGCAACCCACCCCAACAAUGAAUCCCUAAUCGAGCUCCUCCCAUACGGAGAAACGAAUAUCAAAGGAACAGGACUGCACCGGAUCGCCUCCCUCUUACUCCCAUACCAAACUCCUGGAAAUAUGAGAGAUAAGUGGAACCAAAAGAAGCUACUACGCGACCACCUGUUAGAGGAAUGGAACACAAACCCAAUACCUAACUACCACCACCGGGGGGAUUUCCGCCCCCCUCCCAAAAUUGCGAAGCUUACCCUUACAGAAGCAAAAAAGGUAUUUCGAAUUAGUUGCGAAACUACCCGAAUCGAUAAACAUGCAGUAUAUACAGACCCCGAACCAUGCCGAUGUGGUAUGGAAAACUCAGCGAAACAUACACUUAUGGAAUGCCCAGCGUGGGCUCGAAUCCGCGCCCCUCUGAUAGACAAAAUCCCCGGAGCGAUGACCUGGGAAAAUUGGAUGUUCACAAACUUGAGAACGGAUCUCAUCCUACAAUUUGCAAAGAAAUCUCAACUCUCGAAAUGGUACGAGUCGGCGGAGGCGGAGGCGGACCUGGAAGAGGGGAUGGAAAGAAUUGACUAG